AUGUCGAUUGCAAAUUCAGUCGGAAAAGGGACAAGGAAAUGUGGCACAGUCCUCCUUGAUGCCGUUACUUUUUUUGUCUUUCUUUUCCUCGACCUUCUUGAUGCUAUUCUUUGUGUGGUAUACAAGUUUCUUGAUGAGUUGUUUGAAGGUAAAGCCUCACCAUGUUACUGUGUAAACAAGGGAGAGCAAAGUGGAGAUUGUGGUGAUGGAGAGAGGGAUUUGUCAGAGACUUUGUAUGGGAGGAAAAAUGUAUUCAGGGAAAUGGGGUUUCUUGGUUUUGCAAGAAAAUGGGAACAUAGAAAGAAAAGAGAUGGUUUUGUUGGUGGAGGAAGGUUGGUGAAUAGGUGGUCUGAUUGUGGAUGUGAGUCUUGCGUUUCUUGGAUGAAGAAUGGUUGUCAGAAGCUUCAUGUUGUUGUGAAAGAGCCACCACAAGUGGAAAGUGAUGAUUCAAGAGGAGAGUCAGCUGAAAAUGUGAUAUUUUUACAUGGGUACCUUUCUUCUUCCUCGUUAUGGACAGAUACAGUUUUUAAGAAUCUAUCUGGACCGGUAAAGGGUCACUACAGACUUUUUGCUGUUGACCUUUUGGGAUUUGGAAGAAGUCCAAAGCCAAGUGACAGUAUGUAUACUUUGAAUGACCAUGUAGAAAUGAUAGAAAAAUCUUUAAUCUCUCCAUUUCAGUUGAAUUCUUUCCAUUUGGUAGCACAUUCCAUGGGUUGCAUAGUUGCUGUGGCCCUAGCUGCAAAGUACUCAAAGUUUGUCAAAUCAGUCACUCUUGUUGCACCUCCCUACUUCCCCUCUGCAAAAGAUGGAACAAGUACUUUAAUGGUGCUUGAAACACUUGCUGGGAAAAGACUGUGGCCACCAUUAGCAUUUGUUCAAUCGGUUAUGUCAUGGUAUGAGCAUGUGGGCAGAUGUUUUUGCUUCCUCUGUUGCCGGAACCAUAGGAUGUGGGAGAGGAUUCUGAAGCUAUUGACUCAAAGAAGAGAACUCGACUUCAUGGCAGUAGACUUCACUAGGCAUACCCAUCAUUCUGCUUGGCAUAGCAUGCAUAAUGUCAUAUGUGGAGGAGCAAAGUAUAUGCAUGACUAUCUGGAAAUCUUGAAUAGAUCAAGAGCCAAGGUUCGUAUCAUCCAUGGUGAUCAGGACCCGGUUGUCCCAUUGGACUGCAGCGUCAACAUCAAGAUGAACUUCCCAGCUGUAGAACUUAACAUUAUUCAGAAUGCUGAUCAUGCCACCAUAAUCCUCGGCAGAAAGAAAGAUUUUACUGAGAAUUUAGAAUGUAUAUGGGCAUCAUCCCAGAUGUGA
Theobroma cacao (cacao) is the source of this 1305-nucleotide messenger RNA. RefSeq names its product putative lysophospholipase BODYGUARD 4. NCBI's taxonomy places the organism in Eukaryota, Viridiplantae, Streptophyta, Magnoliopsida, Malvales, Malvaceae. The record is from RefSeq and is a predicted model, not a curated record.